Heterocephalus glaber (naked mole-rat) is the source of this 1034-nucleotide messenger RNA. Its product is annotated as myosin regulatory light chain 2, ventricular/cardiac muscle isoform-like. Lineage: Eukaryota; Metazoa; Chordata; Mammalia; Rodentia; Bathyergidae. Gene Ontology annotation, molecular function: calcium ion binding. The record is from RefSeq and is a predicted model, not a curated record.
UACCUCGCUCUGCUCCGUGCUCUCCAUGGCGAGGACAUUCACUGAGCCCUCACUCCCGUGUGGAUCAAAGACCCAGAUCCCGAAGUUCACGGAGGCCUUCGCCAUCAUGGACCAGAACCGUGACGGCUUCAUCGACAAGAACGACCUGAGGGACACGUUUGCUGCUCUGGGGCGUGUGAAUGUGAAGAAUGAAGAAAUUGAUGAAAUGCUCAAGGAGGCUGCGGGGCAAAUUAACUUCACUGUGCUCCUGACCAUGUCUGGGGAGAAGCUGAAGGGCGCAGACCCCGAGGAGGCCAUCCUCAACACGUUCAAGGCCACAAACAUCUGGUCCAUCUCCUCCUCGGAGAACCUCUCUGCUUGCGUGGCCAGCAUCUCCCGGAUGUAGUCAGCCUUCAGCACGCCUUUGCUUUCGGGGUCGAACACCUUGAACUCACCCAUUCAUUCAUUUAGGUAUUUGGGAAUUGAACCCAGGGCCUUUGCACUGAGCUCCAUCCCUGGCCCAAAGGGCAGGGUCUUGCUAAGUUGCCUCCUCAUUCUUUCCUCUCAACUCUUUUUCUAUUAGACCACUGCUCCCUUUGAUGCCCUGACACCAAUUUUCUUUAGAAGGGAGUAGUUCUUUUGCAUUCUUCAUCUUUAUGGAAGUGAGCUGAACCAAAAUAGAACACAGUGGGCAGGCUGUUUGGGAAAUGUGAUUUAGAAAAGCACAUCAGGCAAGGGUUCAGGAGUCAGUCACGGCCUGACUCCGCAUUGGCCUAAUGCCAGGCCCUUGUGAUUCAUGCUCCAUCUCCUGGCCACAGGUGCCACAGGGACAGGAUUUCAGCUUAGUUACGCAGUGGGUCGGUUAAGGUGCUGCUCCUUUCAGCGAUAGCCUGGUUUAAUAUUUACCUCACAAAGGAGCACUGCCCAUGGUGUUAUAAUUGUGCCCCAAAGACUUAGCACUGAGGAUCUUACUUUCUUUUGAUUCACGUAAUCAAGAUAAGAUUUCCCUUUUCCAUAUUUUCUUUGCAUUACAAUACAAUUUAAAAAUCUUCAGC